This is a messenger RNA of Limulus polyphemus (Atlantic horseshoe crab), 6210 nucleotides long. RefSeq names its product ras-related protein M-Ras-like. Gene Ontology annotation, molecular function: GTP binding; GDP binding; GTPase activity. NCBI's taxonomy places the organism in Eukaryota, Metazoa, Arthropoda, Merostomata, Xiphosura, Limulidae. The transcript is spliced from 5 exons. The record is from RefSeq and is a predicted model, not a curated record. Bases 347 to 943 code for a protein of 198 amino acids. Gene Ontology annotation, biological process: signal transduction. Gene Ontology annotation, cellular component: plasma membrane.
CUUUACAGCUUAACAAUAUUCUUUAUUAAUUUUUUAUUUUAACUGUGUAAUGCACCAAGGACCACUAAUUUAGUGUGUAGUGUAUAUUUUUCAAUAAGAAGUUUAAAAAAAACCUCUAUUUUUGCUAUUUGUAGUUUACUAGUCAUUAACAUACACUAACUGUAUUACAUGUAAGAUGUCAAAUACUAAUUCAUGUUUCAUUUACAUGUUAAUUUCAAAGACUAACUUCGCCAUAACUUGUGCAAGAUAUAUAAAGUAUAAAGAUCUAUAAAAGUUUUUGUUUACUUCAACAAGUGCCUUUUUGGAACUAUCAGGAAAUCAGUCCAUUGAACUUCUAAUUAUUACUAUGUCUAAGGCCCCAAAUGAAAAUCUUGUAACCUACAUUCUUGUUGUUGUUGGUGAUGGGGGUGUUGGAAAAUCUGCACUUACAAUCCAGUUCUUUCAAAAAUUGUUUGUGACUGAUUAUGAUCCAACUAUAGAAGACUCGUACAUACAACAUACAGAAAUAGAUGGCCACUGGUGCAUUCUUGAUGUCCUAGAUACUGCGGGACAAGAAGAAUUCAGUGCCAUGAGAGAACAGUACAUGAGGAAAGGAGAUGGUUUUCUUCUAGUAUAUUCAGUCACUGACAAGCAAAGUUAUGAAAACAUACGAUACUUUCACACUCAGAUUUUAAGAGUAAAAGAUAGGGAUACCUAUCCUAUGUUGCUGGUAGCCAAUAAGGUUGAUUUAGUUCACCUUAGAGUUGUGUCAGAAGAACAAGGAAAAGAAUUGGCAGCUUUGCUAAAAAUCCCUUACAUAGAGACAAGUGCCAAAGAUCCACCACUCAAUGUAGAUGCUGCUUUUCAAGAAGUUGUUCGUAUCAUCAGAAACCAGCCUCCAUGUGUUAACAGAAAGAAGCAGAGAGAAUGGUGGAAAAGAGAAAGACAUUGUAUGCUUUUGUAGUGCUGUGAAUUUUUAAUAGCUUGAAAGAAAAACUCAUUUCUAUUUUACAUGUGAACCAGUACUUAGCUUGUAAAAAAAAAAAGAGAUUGAUCUCUGAGGAGAGGCUCGGGAUGUAUGCAUAUUGGAGCAUGCGAUGAUGUUUCUGCAACUCUUGUCUUGUUUUUCUACUUCUUUAUGGUUAAUUAUGUUUUAUGAUUUGCAUAAUAGGUAGCCUACUUUGACAUUUAAAUUUACAGCAACAAUUUAAAGUUCUGUCUGGUCAGAUUUAUCAAAUCAAUUUACUCACAUCUCAAGGCUAUUUGAUACUUAUUUUAGCAAGAUACUUCAUUUUUCAUUAAACAUUUUCUAAUAAAAGUGCCCUAAUCUCAUGACUUAAUAGUACAUACAAACUUGAAAAGCAAAACGUUUUAUAAACAACAGCUGUGAAAGGAACUAAAAAAACUUGUAUUUUCAUUGUUCCUUUGGAACUAAAGUAUUACCCCUAAAGUUUUGUAAUUUAUAUAUUUUAUACUAAUCUUCAAUAGUUCUCAAAGUGUCGUAUUGUAGCUGCUAUUUUCAAGUUGUAAAGUGGAUCAACAUAAAACAGAAAAUAUAUGUGUAUAUUAUAUAGAUUCACACACACACUGCUAAUUUUGUUUAGAGUAGCUACAGUCAUGUGAAGGAACCUGUAAAUGAAGAAAGAAAUACUAGAAUUGGAACAAAAUUGAAAAUUUGCAUGUAAUGUGCAAUGAUGCAACAAACUUUCAUUCAAAAUUUGGAGAAGAUCCAUCAAAGGGGGCGAAGUAGUGGUAAAAAAUGCAAAAUCUGUCAUAAGUACCGUAAAACGAAGAGUAGAAAGGUGAAACUUUGCAUGUAACUGCAUCAAUAAUCAAAAGUAAUUAAUUUCCAAAGUUGUGUUAGGAAUUGGUUUGAAUAUAAUAUUUUGCUUCAAUUAUAGAUACCUUAAAAUUUUAUUUUACAAAAAUGUCUAAGAAAGAAAAUAGCAGCUAUCCUCUAAAACUGUCAUUAGAACGUACACUAGAAUUGUAGGCAAAUAGUGUAAACUUACUGUAAGUAAAUCAUGUUUAUAUACAUUUAAAAUAAAGUUUGAUGUAAACUGUAAGAUUGAAUUAUGAUUUUGUUUAAAGUACAUAAAGAUCUUUCAUGUUUAUUUUACAUUUUUCAAAUCCAUUUAUGAUUCUCAGUUUUAACAGUUUCUGGGAAUACAUUUUAAGAAAUAUGUAUUUGAGCUCAGUAAGAUACACACAAAUUACAGAAAAGUUAUGUUAAUUUUAAAAUCUAAAGAAACAAAUAAAAAAGUGUAACACAAUAGCAUAUCUUUAUUUUGGAUGACAUUUUAGGAAAACAUUUCCAACUAAACCAAAAAAUAAAUAGCACUACAAACAAAUGUUUUAUAUGUAUAAAUUUUAAGUUGCAGACAAUGUUUAGGGAAGGGUAAAAUAUAUACUGGUAAGAAAUAGGGCUCACAUAGCAGUAAGAAUACACAAUCUAGCAGAUUUAACUUUUAUUCACAAGCCUCACUUGUGAAAUAAUAUCUAAAAUAGGACCAGAUAUGAGUGUUGAAAUCUAGAACAUCCCUCUUCUGGAACUACUAUCACUGUCAGACUAGAUAUUGCCUAGUCGUCAACAUGCCGUAAUGUGAAUCUGAAGCUGCAAAAUCCUGCUCCAAACUUAAGUACUAUGUGUGCAUUAUAACAGUGGGUCAAAUCCCACUGUUUGAUUGGACAGGAGGUUACAGUGGGUGAUGUUGACUAGUUGCCUUCAUUCUAGUGUUUCAGCUUAAAUGAGGGACAGCUAUUGCAUGUAGCCCUUGUGAAUAUCAGAAAUAAAUGAGCCAUUUUCUGUUUGGAGCUGCCCGUCAGUGGCUCAGUAGUAAGACUGUGGGUUUAUGAUAAUACACAUGGUGGGCAGAGCACAGACAGCCCAUUAUGUAGCUUAGUGCUUAACUACCAAAAUAAAUAAGAAAACCUGUCUAGAGAUAUAAUUUUCUGAAUAAUUAUAUCAUUAGUAUACUGUCUGUUUAGUUAUACUCUAGGUAAUAAUUGCUCAUAAUAACAGGAAGGCAAUGAAAAAAAUUAAGAAUUAAAUAAAAAUAAAACAGUUUACUAUAACUGGAACAUGUAUUUCCUGGAAUUAUAAAGUAAACUCUUUGUUUCAUUUUUUUCCAGUAGCAGUAAUUACUGAUCUAGUCAUCUUAGGUUUUAUUAUGUUGUUCAUACAAGUAUGUGAAAUGGAAUGCUAACUUUAGAAGAUAAGUUUUAUUUAUUACUCCCAGUGGACCAUUUGUAGUUGCAAUUGAUUAUUUUUAAUAAAGGAAGUAAUCAUUGUUGUAGGGUUACACAGAAAAAUGAUCUGUUAUGUUUCCAUAUUAACAAACUCUAUCCCUUAGUAAAAUGUAGUUUUCACCCUAGUUUUGUCUGUGUGAUAGUUUUUCUCUAUGAAUUAUUACAAACAUCCCCACUGUAAUAAUGCUACAUUCUGUUAAGGAGAAAACAUGUAUGUGACAUGUAAAAAUGCAUUUCAGAACUCGGUGUAUGUGCUUGUACAAGGUAAGUUUUUUGUAUUUAAGUAAAUACGCAAAGGAACGUAUUAUAAAAGAUUUUAUGUAUAUAUGCACUGUAUACUUACUGGUACCUCUUGUAUUUAGCUCUAAAUUUAAUUCACGUGCUUCUUAUAGAGCUCUGAGAUAUUAGGAUUUAGUCUUUUAAGAUUUUUGAAUUCUCCCUACAUAUGAAUUCCAUUUUUGUGUGUGAGGAGUGGGGUAGUAACUGGAACAAAAGUAAGUAUCUUUAAUCAGAAGAUAUGUAUAGGGUGGGAUUAAUGGUAGCUUCAAACAGCAUCAGACUGCCUUGAAGCUGUUCAAAAAAACCUGAGGCAGUUUAAGAUUUUUUGAUAAUGUUACAGUUUUUAAAGGCAAAUAUAAUACCACUUGACCUUCUUCUGCUCAAAAUAAUUGUAAAAACACCACUGGAAGAGUCUUGUUGAUAUGGAAUAUAAUGUGGACAAAUACUUUUCUUCAUCAUAAUUUCAAAGCCUUAAAUAAAAAGGUUUUUGUAACACUUACUGUACUAUCAAAGAAUAUAUUUAUCACCUGUCUUGCAUAUUGGAAACUACUUAAGAGCUUUUUACAACAUUGAAGCUUGUUAGAUAAAAAUUGUAGUUAAAGUCUAUAUGUGCAAAGUUUAAAAAGUGUACAUCUGAAGCUAAGCUAUAAUUUUGUAGAAUAAAAAAUACAUACAUAUAUAUAUAUAUAUAUACUAUGAACAUGCAUGUCACUCACCAUGAAAAAAUACUCAUAUUUAUAAUUACGAAAGAAAAAAACAUGAGAAUUUGAUUCCAAUGAAUGGGGAGAGGAUUGAAUGACCAUUUCCAAUAUUUUAAAAGUUUACAACUUAGCAUCUUGUUAGUUUGAGAUAAGAUAAGUUCUUCUUUGUUUUUACUUUAUUUACUUUUGAAUACUUUUGUUGUAUAAGUUUAAUUUAGGCAAGGUAAAUCACUUAAAAGCUUUGUGUAAAAGAAUAAGUCCACAUUUUUUUUUUUGGAAAAAGACCUUGCUAAUUCCCUUACACUGAAAUUCUGGCUACAGCCUUGAAUGAAAUUAACUUUCAGUAAUUGAGACAAAAUGUGUGUCUAAUAAUCUUGUUAAUAUCAGUAUAUUUUCUAACUGGACAUUUGUAAUCCAUUCAUUUUAGUAGCAGUAAUUUGUGUACAUGUAUAGAUGAUGAAAACUUUAUAAAAAUAAGUCCUUGUUUUUUCAUUUACUUUAUUUUGUAUAGAUUUUCUUGCUUUUUCCAAUGAUAUAUCUUUGCACUUAAUUUUCAUAAUUGACUUAAUUAUAGCCAAAAGUGUCACUAGGUGCUUAAAAGAUUUGGGGCUUGGGCCCAUAAGCACGAGAAGUUGUGGCAUUUCAGUAUGAUAUCAAUCAUGAUUUUUCAAGACACGUGCUACAUGUUUUCUCAGUUCCUAAACCUAACAGGGUUGUUUGUAUGUUGGGAGAAAUGUUCCAACUAUGAGCAACAUCAGUGGACUUAUAGCUGUUAUUAGUUAACAAAAGUUUUAAGAAACGUUUUCAAAUUAUGAAACACCUGGAUGUAAAUAGCCUUUGGGUAAUUAAUACAGAGCGAAGGAAUUAGGACCUAUAAUUUCAAAAAUACUUAUAGAUUAAAAUUAAAACUACCAUUUUAGAACCCUAGAUGUACAUCUUUGGAGAAAGGCACAUAGAGAUCCAUGGAAAUGUGUAUCCAUGAUACAUAAUUCCUUGCUGUAAGUGGUUAAAAACAUUUGGCAGAAUGUGCUAGACAAACCACAUGUUUGUGAUUGGGUAUGACUGUCAAAAAGUUUUCUUAGCACAUUUUUUUAGUUGUGUCUUAAUUGUCUGAAUUAUAGCAGGCAAUUUUAAUUAGGACACAUUUAUAUACUUUCUUAAGUGUUCUUUUUAUGUCCGUGUUGAUGAACAUUGAUACUUUAGGUUCAUAUUAGUAAAAGUGGAUGAUUAUUUGCAAGUUAUUGUGAUUCUGCUGAGAUUUAAUGUAGAUAAACUGUGGCACCUUGUUUGGAAGAAGCAUGUUUUGUUUAUGCAAAUGGGAUACCUGCACUGUACUCCCACAGGGAUGAAAUCCCAAAUUUUGGCACUGUAAAACAUCAAUUACUAUUAAACAACAUUUACAUGGAAGUAACCACUAUUGACUUAAUUACCACAGAUUCACUGAAAGCUGAGGAUACGUGUUGUUGUUGUUACUUUUUUGAAAAUAAUUUUAAUAUUACAAGAUGAUUUUUAAGAGAGCAAGCAGAUACAUUAAAGCUCUCUCCAUUAAAUGCACCCAAAGAUGCAUGUAUCUAAACCGUGAUUGUUCUUUGAGUAUAAGAAAGAGUCUCACUAGUAACACCUAUUGGGUUGAAGAAAACAGGAUACAGAUAAAUGUUUCUAAUGUACUGUUAGAAAAUCAUUUUCAGAUGAUAUAUGAAGCUUUCAUAUUUAUUAUCUCAAUGAUCUCAUAAAAACGGUUUUAAAAUUGUCAGUUUUAACAGAGUGGACUGUAAAAUGUUAUUUACUGUAUAUACAUGUAGUAUAGAUGUAUUUAAAGCAAUUGCUUCUAUAUAUCUAUUUACUGUGUUUAUGUAUGUGUGUAAUAUACUUAAAAGGGCAUUGAGCAUGAUAUCAUUAUGGUAGGUAAAACUAAAUGUUUAGGAUAUUUCAUUAGCCAGGGCUGACCCAUUGAGGGGCCUUGCGUGUCCAGUUUAUAUCGUGUGCCCCCCCCCCCAAAAAA